Molecule: messenger RNA, 1608 nt
Organism: Lithohypha guttulata
Lineage: Eukaryota; Fungi; Ascomycota; Eurotiomycetes; Chaetothyriales; Trichomeriaceae
Gene: INV1
Product: Invertase
Exons: 1
Coding region: 1-1608 (535 amino acids)
Biological process (GO): sucrose catabolic process
Cellular component (GO): fungal-type vacuole; cytoplasm
Molecular function (GO): sucrose alpha-glucosidase activity
Source: RefSeq, a predicted model, not a curated record
AUGACUAGCAGCAGUCUCCUGCCAGCAGGAACAGCUAUAUCGGGCGACUAUAGCGGGCACUAUCGACCACAGCUUCACUUUUCACCACCCCAAGGAUUUAUGAAUGAUCCGAAUGGCAUGUUUUUGGAUGCGGAAGGCACAUAUCACCUAUACUACCAAUACAACCCUUCAGCUACCAUAGCAGGUAACCAACACUGGGGUCAUGCCACAUCCACCGAUCUAUAUACCUGGGAGAAUCAACCUAUUGCCCUAGCUCCCGACAACUCAACCGCCUAUAUCUUCAGUGGAAGUGCGGUGACAGACCCAAACAAUACCUCCGGCUUCUUCCCAAAUCAGACAAAUGGUGUUGUAGCAAUCUAUACUCUGGCUGGACCACAACAGCAAGUCCAAGACAUUGCCUAUUCAUACGAUAACGGAUACACCUUCACCAAAUACGCCGGCAAUCCCGUCCUCUCAGCCGGCAGCGCUCAAUUCCGAGACCCCAAGGUCUUCUGGUACGAAGACCACUGGGUCAUGGUCGUUGCUUUCUCCCAAGAAUUCGUUCUAGCCAUCUACACGUCUCCAAACCUCACUUCCUGGUCUCAUGCAAGCAAUUUCUCCUAUCACGGAUUACUAGGUACACAAUACGAAUGUCCUAAUCUUGUCGAGAUGCAGGUCUAUGGCAGUAAUGAAACGAUGUGGCUUAUGUAUCUCUCGAUCAACCCUGGAGCUCCCCUUGGUGGGUCGAUAGGAGAGUACUUCCCUGGAAGCUUCAAUGGUACUCAUUUCACGGCGGUGGAUGCUGCGGCACGAAUCGCGGAUUGGGGCAAGGACAACUAUGCUAGUCAGUUCUUUUAUGGCACUGGUACGGAAGCUAUCAGUAUAGCUUGGGCGAGUAACUGGCAGUACUGCAAUCUUGUGCCUACUGGUCCGGCGGAGGGAUGGCAGAGUACGAUGUCGUUGCCGAGGACCAAUUACCUCAGACAGGGUGCGAGAAACCAAGGAUAUACUCUUGUCAGUCUGCCGUAUGAUCUUGCUCGACUAAGGAGUAGCGAAAGCACUGCUUCAACAACCAACCUUGGCGCUAACGGCACAUUAUUCGCCGACGUGAGCGGUGGAAGUGGCGCAUUCAUGCUUGACGUGAACGUCACAGGCCUCAACCUUACAGGUCUCAGCAACACGGCCAGCAUAAACUUUACCAUAUCCUCAAGCGGGUCGCGGGAGUCUAUCACUGGCGGUAUCUUUGUUGCUGGAGAUUCGACGAUGUGGCUUGACCGCGGAGGUAUCAGUGGCUGGGACAACGUAUACAACACAAACCGGUUCUCGACAGCGUUGGUUUUGAACAAUACCCUUGACUUCCAAGUGGUUGUGGAUCGCAGCAUAAUUGAAGUGUUUGCGCUGGAGGGAGAAAGGAGUGCGACGGCGGUGUAUUAUUCUGAAGCAUUGCUUGAUACUGUCGUUCUGAGAAGUGGCAACCUGAACUCUGGCGUGAGUAUCAAUGCACAGGUUCGUAUGCUGAACGGUACUUGGGGUAGUGGUGCGAUACAGGCCAAUGGAACUUCUGUUGGUCAGAAUAGCACAGGUAUGGUCAGAAGAGAGCUUGUAGCAGAGGAGUCGUGGAAGUUCUGA